Messenger RNA from Suillus plorans, 1118 nucleotides. RefSeq lists its product as uncharacterized. The record is from RefSeq and is a predicted model, not a curated record. The coding region runs from base 88 to 1086 and encodes 332 amino acids. Gene Ontology annotation, biological process: nuclear-transcribed mRNA catabolic process, RNase MRP-dependent; maturation of 5.8S rRNA from tricistronic rRNA transcript (SSU-rRNA, 5.8S rRNA, LSU-rRNA). Gene Ontology annotation, molecular function: rRNA primary transcript binding. Lineage: Eukaryota; Fungi; Basidiomycota; Agaricomycetes; Boletales; Suillaceae. The transcript has 6 exons. Gene Ontology annotation, cellular component: ribonuclease MRP complex.
ACGUAAUACCGUCACUCCCAUUUUGCUUCCGGCGACUGCAGAUGGACCUGACUUCAGAAAAAUCUGCCAAACAAUCCUAGGUUCGAAAUGAAUACACGACGUGCGCGCAGUUGUGCUCCAACAGCCACCUCUUUCUCAGAAAGGGCUUCCCUCGAGAAUUCAUUGCAUCCUACUGUUGACGGCAUCCUCAAAGAUCUGAAAGCAUGUUCACGUCGGUUGCAAGCCGCUCUCGCCAGCUACCAGGAUGAAAUGCAGGUGCUUGAAAGGCUUUACUACAGAAGCAAAAAUCAGCAUCGAGCAGCUUUGUUUUUCAAACGUAUCUCGGAGAUCAGACGUUAUGGUUGGCGGCUGCUAGAAGUAAAUAUGGUCGAGGAUGUGCAUCUCCUUAGAGCAUCAUUCUAUGGUGCUACUGUUGUUCAGAGCGAAAAAUUGAUGAGAGGGUCUUGGAAUCACGUCCCAAGUCGGUCGUAUGUAUCUUUCGUGACUGAAAGGUUUAAGGCUUAUUCUUGCUUGAUACUUAAAACGUCUGAGCGACUCCAAGAAGCUUAUUACCAUUUUUCCCUUGCAAUGCAGUCUGGUGCAUUCAUUCACCUAAUCAUACUAUUUGCCGGACUUGCUUCAAGAAUGGCAACUUUGUCGGUUGAAAUGGGUGAUCGUGUCCGAGACUGCGAGACUGCUUGUGAUCGCGUACUGAGUGUUAUCGACCCGACCCACAAGCCGAGUUUCGUAGCUGAAUCGAGCACUUCCAAGACGUCGGAACAUCUCUUGUCCCGUCAGAGUGACCAGCCAGCUCAUACCGUUAAUCCAGAUGUUCCCCCGGAGGAUUUUGGUUCCGCUGUUUCUAGAGAGGAGACGCUUGACCGACCAUCAUCCACACAAGUCGAUGCUAGGGCCGUUAUGGAAAAAUCUGGGAGCAUAAACUUGCAAGCUGCAGUCGUUGUAGAAAAAGUCGCCAUUGCCACAUCAUCCUCUCGAAAAGACAAGUUUGCGAUAAAACGAAAGACAUUAUCUACUCCUGCCGACCAAGGACGAUCGAAGAAGGUCAGGGAGAAACGAGACGAGAUCGACGAUAUAUUCGGCUUUUAGCUGGACUUCGAUUUCUCAUGGUAUUCAAACGA